Antechinus flavipes (yellow-footed antechinus) is the source of this 4504-nucleotide messenger RNA. RefSeq names its product formin like 1 (gene FMNL1). NCBI's taxonomy places the organism in Eukaryota, Metazoa, Chordata, Mammalia, Dasyuromorphia, Dasyuridae. The record is from RefSeq and is a predicted model, not a curated record. Gene Ontology annotation, cellular component: cytosol. Gene Ontology annotation, molecular function: small GTPase binding; actin filament binding. The transcript has 27 exons. Gene Ontology annotation, biological process: cortical actin cytoskeleton organization; cell migration; regulation of cell shape. Bases 687 to 3944 code for a protein of 1085 amino acids.
AUAGUUUGCCAUUGCAUUAGGCAGAGUUUUAAAGUCUUUCAAAGUUGUUUUCAUUUAUAGCAUUGUCAUUGUGCAAAUUGGUCCCUGGUAGUUCUGCUCACUUCCUUCUGCAUCAGUUUCAUAGAGAUCUUCCAAGUUUUCUGUGAAAUGUCUCACUUCCAUCUUAUGGCACAGUAAUAUUCCAUUACUUAUAUGCCAUAUUUUUAAAUUGAAGCUUUUUAAUUUUCAAAACAUAUACAAGGAUAAUUUUUCAACAUUGACCCUUGCAAAACCUUGUAUUCCAAUUUCUCCCUCUUCCCCUCACCCCCUCCCCAGAUGACAACUAAUCCAAUAUAUGUUAAACAUGGUAAAAAUAUAGGUAAAUCCAAUAUAGGCAUAUAUAUUUAUACAGUUAUCUUGCUGCACAAGAAAAAUCGGAUCAAAAAGAAAGAAGAAACGAAAAAGAAAAUAAAAUUCAAAUAAACAACAAAAGAAGUGAAAAUGUAUGUUGUGAUCCACAUUCAGUUCCCACACUCUUCCCUCUGUGUAUAGAUGACUCUUUUCAUCAGAAGAUCAUUGAAACUGGCCUCAGUCAUCUCAUUGUUGAAGAGAAUCACAUCCAUCAGAAUUGAUCAUCGUAUAGUCUUGUUGUCACAUGUACUGAUCUCCUGGUUCUGCUCAUUCACUCAGCAUCAGUUCAUAACUGUAUGAACCUUCCCCCGGACAAGAUACAGCUUCUGAGUCAGUAUGACAGCGAGAAAAAGUGGGAGUUGAUCUGUGACCAGGAGCGGUUUCAAGUCAAGAACCCCCCAGCUGCCUAUAUCCAAAAGCUUAAGAGCUACUUGGAGACAGGUGGAGUCAGCAGAAAGGUGACAGCUGAUUGGAUGACAAACCUAGGGUUUAAGAGGCGAGUCCAGGAAUCCACACAAGUCCUUCGGGAGCUAGAGAUUUCACUGAGGACCAACCACAUUGGGUGGGUGCAGGAGUUCCUAAAUGAAGAGAACCAGGGCCUGGAUGUGCUGCUGGAGUACCUGGCCUUUGCCCAGUGUUCAGUCACGUAUGACAUGGAGAGCAUGGAUAAUGGCAGCCCCAGCCCAGAAAAGAGCAAGCCUUUGGACCAGUCAGUGGAAGAUCUCGGCAAGGGCUCUCCACCUUCCUCCUCCUCCUCCUCCCUGUCCCAGGGCAAGGGUCGCCACCUGACUGUCAGAUGUCCCCCUUCUCCCCGGCUAAACCCAGCUCACAGUCGGAAAACCCUGAGAAACUCCCGCAUCGUCAGCCAGAAGGAUGACGUACAUGUGUGCAUCAUGUGUCUCCGUGCAAUCAUGAAUUACCAGUCUGGCUUCAGCCUUGUCAUGAACCAUCCCGCCUGUGUCAACGAGAUCACCUUGAGUCUCAACAACAAGAGUCCCAGGACCAAGGCUCUUGUGCUGGAGCUGCUGGCUGCCGUGUGUCUGGUGCGGGGGGGACACGAGAUCAUUCUGGCUGCCUUUGACAACUUCAAAGAGGUGUGUGGUGAGAAGAACAGGUUUGAGAGGCUGAUGGAGUAUUUCCGGAAUGAAGAUAGCAACAUUGACUUCAUGGUGGCUUGUAUGCAGUUUAUCAACAUCGUGGUGCAUUCCGUGGAGAACAUGAAUUUUCGAGUCUUCUUGCAGUAUGAGUUCACACACCUGGGCCUGGAUGUUUACCUGGAGAGGUUGCGGCUGACAGAGAGUGACAAGCUGCAGGUGCAGAUCCAGGCGUAUCUGGAUAACGUGUUUGAUGUGGGUGCCCUCCUGGAGGACACGGAAACCAAGAACGCCGUUCUGGAGCACAUGGAGGAGCUGCAGGAGCAGGUGGCCUUGCUGACAGAGCGGCUCCGGGAGGCAGAGAACGAGUCCAUGGCCAAGAUCGCUGAGCUGGAGAAGCAGCUGAGCAGUACCCGAAAGGAUCUGGACCUGCUGCGGGAGCGCCACAGUGAGUGUGCCAGCAUGGGCACCUCCCAGCUGCCCCCGGACCCCAAGAAGGUACCGGCCCUCAGCCCCGUCCCAGCCCAGCCCUCCGCCUUGGAGCUUAAGCUGGAGGAGCUGGAGAGGAAAGGGUUAAUCCGAAUCCUGAGAGGACCCGGAGAAGACAUCACCAUUGAGAUCAUCCCGGUUGUUGUGGCAACCCCACCUGACACGAUGACGAUGACGACAAAACCGGAGACGCUUGGGGCGCCCGCCUCCCCCUCGGGCACAGAUCUCCCUCCUCCAGCAACUCCUCCCGCUGCAUCUGUCUGUCCUCCACCGCCGCCGCCGCCGCUGCCACAGUCCCCCCCAGUCUCUGCCUCUCCUGCCCCUCAGGAAACCCCAGCCUCAGCACCCCCUCCCCCUCCACCCCUUCCCGGUCACCUGGAUCUGCCCCCUGCCCCACCGUUACCUGGAGCUGAACCGUCCCCAGCGCCGCCGCCUCCGCCUCCGCCUCCGCCAGGGACCAGUGGGACGGUGCCCCCUCCUCCUCCCGGGGGCCUUCCCGGGGCUUUUGGGGGACCCACUCCAGAAACUGGUGCAGUGAAGGCCAAGAAACCGAUUCAGACCAAGUUCCGGAUGCCAGUUUUCAACUGGGUGGCCCUCAAGCCCAGCCAGAUCACAGGCACCGUCUUUACCGAGAUCAACGACGAGAAGGUGCUCCAGGAACUGGAUAUGAGUGACUUUGAGGAACAGUUCAAGACCAAGUCCCAGGGCCCUUCAUUGGACCUGAAUGCCCUAAAAGCCAAGACAGCACACAAGGCCCCCAGCAAGGUGACGCUCAUCGAGGCGAACCGGGCGAAGAAUCUGGCCAUCACCUUACGCAAAGGCAACCUGAGCACUGACCGGAUCUGCCAGGCCAUCGAGACGUACGACCUUCAGGCCCUCAGCCUGGAUUUCCUGGAGCUCCUGACUCGAUUCCUCCCCACCGAGUACGAGCUGAGCCUCAUUGGACGCUAUGAGAAGGAGCAGCGGCCCCUGGAGGAGCUGUCUGACGAGGACCGGUUCAUGCUGCGCUUCAGCCGCAUCCCCCGCCUGUCGGAGAGGAUGGCUACUCUGGCUUUCCUGGGCAACUUCCCGGACACCGCCCAGCUGCUCAUGCCGCAACUGAACGCCAUUAUUGCUGCUUCCAUAUCCCUCAAGUCUUCUGACAAGCUUCGAAACAUCUUAGAGAUUGUUCUGGCCUUUGGGAAUUACAUGAACAGCAGUAAACGUGGAGCAGCCUAUGGUUUCAGGCUACAGAGCCUUGAUGCACUGCUGGAGAUGAAGUCGACAGAUCGGAAACAGACAUUGCUGCACUACCUGGUGAAGGUGAUUGGAGAGAAGUAUCCCAAACUCACCUGUUUCCAUGCUGACCUGCACUUUCUGGACAAGGCUGGGGCUGUGUCCCUGGACAGUGUCCUCCAGGACACUCGAGCUCUCCAGCGGGGCAUGGAGCUGGCAAGGAGGGAGUUCAUGCGCCAAGAUGAUAACCCGGUACUGAAGGAGUUCCUGAAGGCCAACAGUCCCAGUAUGGAGAAGCUAUUGGCCGACGGCAAGACGGCCCAGGAGGCCUACGAGUCUGUGGUGGAGUACUUCGGGGAGAAUCCCAAGACCACGCCUCCGUCUAUGUUCUUCCCUGUGUUCAGUCGCUUCGUCAAAGCCUACAAGAAAGCAGAGCAAGAGGUGGAGCAGUGGAAGAAACAGGAGGCAGCAGCCCAGGAGGCCGGGGCUCCAGUCGCGGGUCAAGGGGACUCUGCAGAGCCCAAGACCCAGUCCCCUCCCAAGGCCCGGCGGCAGCAAAUGGACCUCAUUUCGGAGCUAAAGAGGAAGCAGCAGAAGGAGCCGCUCAUUUACGAGAGUGACCGUGACGGGGCCAUAGAGGACAUCAUCACCGAUCUUCGGAACCAGCCGUACCGAAGGUCGGACACGGGCCGCCGCAGUGCCCGCCGAAAGCCGCCCGGCCCCUCCCUGCAGGUGACCCCCGACCUCGCACUGUAGCCCCGGGCCGCUCGGACCCCUCCCUUCCUCUUCUCCAGUACCACGGGCUCCUGUAGCAGGGCCACCCUAAGCCAGAGCCGCCUGCGCCAGCAGGGACAAGCCGGCUCCUUCACGGGGCCCCCAGAGAGCCCCCUUGUCCGCUUUGGAGAGCAACCUGCGCGGGGACCUCUGGAGUGACAAUCAUGAGGAAAGGGGCAGGGGGGAGUCCUGCUUCUUCACUUGCCAGGAUCCCCCCAGGGUGCCGCCUGUGGACGGCCUUCCACAAAUGCACUUAUCUCAGAGAGGCAGCAGUCCAGGCCUUAGCAUCUCCAGGCAGCAGUCUUCCACCACUUCCCCCCAAAUGCCAGAAGCUGCCCCUCUUUUACCUUUCAUCAUGUAAGCCAUGCUCGGCUGCCACAGGUGUGGGGCUGGCAUCUAUAACUUAUGAAUGCCUGCCACUCUUUGCCCUCGGCCUGGGGCAGGGAGGCCAGAGUGGGGGAUGAGGUGGGGGGAGGGGGGAGGGAGAAACCCCUGGGACCUUAUUUUUAUACGUGGAACUGAAUAAAUGGAUUUGGAAGAUG